AUGAGUGACAGGAUGAGUGAACUGGAUGCGAACGUGACCCACACAGGUCCAAAAGGAGUCAUCAAUGACUGGAGGAGGUUUAAGCUGGAGAGUAUGGACCAGGACAACUUGCCACCUGCAAAAAAGGAACUGCUCAGACAGAUGUCAUCUGCUCACACAGCAAGCGACGACCCCAGAUCAAAUGUCCGCAAGAUGAGUGUCCAAGAGUACGAGCUGCUGAAGGAAGAGGAUGAAGGCUGUCUCAAGAAAUACAGAAAGAGGUGCAUGCAGGAGAUGCACGAUAAGCUCAGCUUUGGGCCCAAGUUUGAAGGUGUGCACGACCUGGACAGUGGAGAGGCCUUCCUAGAGGUCAUCGAGAAGGAGCAUCACACUACGGUGGUGGUUGUCCACAUCUACAAGGUCGGGGUCAAAGGUUGUGAGGAGCUCAACAGCUGCCUGGACUGCCUGGCCAUCGAGUACCCCACUGUGAAGUUCUGCAGGAUCGAUGCUGUUUCGUCCGGUGCGGCCGAGCGGUUCUCAGACGAGGUUUUGCCGACCCUGCUGGUUUACAAGGCGGGAGAACUCCUGGGGAACUUCCUGGCCUGCAUGCAGCACCUAAGCGAGGAGUUCUUCGCCACCGAUGUGGAGGCUUUCCUCAACAGCUAUGGCCUGUUGCCAGAGAAAGAUUUGCCUGGUGCGGAAGAAGAAGAGGAAAACGAUGUCGAAUAA
Messenger RNA from Limanda limanda (common dab), 708 nucleotides. It is a transcript of the gene pdcb, whose product is annotated as phosducin b. The transcript has 3 exons. Bases 1 to 708 code for a protein of 235 amino acids. The record is from RefSeq and is a predicted model, not a curated record. Gene Ontology annotation, biological process: regulation of G protein-coupled receptor signaling pathway. Lineage: Eukaryota; Metazoa; Chordata; Actinopteri; Pleuronectiformes; Pleuronectidae.